Molecule: messenger RNA, 1603 nt
Organism: Nicotiana tabacum (common tobacco)
Lineage: Eukaryota; Viridiplantae; Streptophyta; Magnoliopsida; Solanales; Solanaceae
Product: large ribosomal subunit protein uL3-like
Biological process (GO): translation
Cellular component (GO): ribosome; cytosolic large ribosomal subunit
Molecular function (GO): RNA binding; structural constituent of ribosome
Source: RefSeq, a predicted model, not a curated record
GCUCUGAUAGCUGGGCUUGACAAAACGAUCAAAAGAAAGUUGGGCCAAAAGCCUAAUAUCCCCCGUACGGCAACAAAACGACAAUAUAUAAAUCUCAGUUUGAGUAGGGUUUUUCCUCUUCGCUGCAGCCUCCCAAAGCCGUCCCUUGCAGAUUGAAGGACGAGAAAAAUGUCUCAUAGGAAGUUUGAGCACCCAAGACACGGGUCUUUGGGCUUUCUGCCCAGAAAGAGAGCUGCUCGUCACAGGGGAAAGGUGAAGGCAUUCCCUAAGGAUGAUCAAAGCAAACCCUGCAAGCUGACAGCCUUCUUGGGUUACAAGGCUGGAAUGACCCACAUUGUGAGAGAUGUAGAAAAACCUGGAUCAAAACUCCACAAGAAAGAAACAUGUGAAGCAGUCACUAUAAUUGAAACACCCCCAAUGGUGAUAGUUGGUGUUGUUGGAUAUGUUACGACACCUCGUGGCCUGCGUUGCCUCAACACUGUUUGGGCUCAGCAUCUCAGUGAAGAGUUAAAGAGGAGGUUCUACAAGAAUUGGUGCAAGUCCAAGAAGAAGGCCUUUUUGAAGUACUCAAAGAAAUACGAGACUGAUGAAGGUAAAAAAGAUAUCCAGGCGCAGUUGGAGAAACUGAAGAAGUAUUCUUCAGUCAUCCGUGUGUUGGCUCACACUCAGAUAAGGAAGAUGAAGGGGCUGAAACAGAAGAAAGCACAUUUGAUGGAAAUUCAGGUGAAUGGUGGGACUAUUGCCCAAAAGGUUGACUAUGCAUAUGGUUUCUUUGAGAAGCAGGUACCAGUUGAUGCUAUUUUCCAGAAGGAUGAGAUGAUCGACAUCAUUGGUGUUACCAAGGGUAAGGGUUAUGAAGGUGUCGUAACACGUUGGGGUGUGACACGUCUUCCUCGCAAAACCCAUAGGGGUCUUCGUAAAGUUGCUUGUAUUGGUGCUUGGCACCCUGCUAGAGUUUCCUACACAGUUGCCCGUGCUGGUCAAAACGGAUAUCAUCACCGUACUGAGAUGAACAAGAAGGUUUACAAGCUUGGCAAAGCUGGGCAAGAGUCACAUGCAGCUAUUACCGACUUUGACAGGACUGAGAAAGACAUCACACCUAUGGGUGGAUUUCCCCAUUAUGGUGUGGUGAAGGAAGAUUACCUGUUGAUCAAGGGAUGCUGUGUAGGUCCUAAGAAGAGGGUUGUUACCCUUCGUCAAUCACUUCUCAACCAGACUUCUCGUGUUGCUCUUGAGGAGAUUAAGCUCAAGUUCAUUGACACAUCCUCAAAGUUUGGACAUGGUCGCUUCCAGACCACCCAGGAGAAGCAGAAGUUCUAUGGUCGGUUGAAGGCUUGAGUGACAUUAUAGAACUGCAACUCUUUGCUGAGCUAAGCCCAUGCUAUCUUGGUAGAAGAGAAGCGUUGGACACGUUAUUGUUUUUUUUCUUCUUUAUUUUUACAAGGUCUUUGUAAAAUGAAUGGUGUUUAUCUAAAUGCUUUCAAGUGCCUUUAGGAUUUUAGUUGAACUUCAACUGUUGCCGAGCUUAAAACACAUGCGAUUUUGUAGAACAGAAGUUUUGACAAGUUACUAUUGGUAUUGUUAUCUUUAUUUUAUGAGGUCA